GGCGGUGACUGGCUGAUGCAAGAAAAGAGGAUGGACAGGAUGAAGGUGCAGGUCGCUGUCCUAUUGGCCAUGGGCCUAGUUGGCAUUGCUGCCUGGAAAAGCAAGACCCUGCAGCAUAGUGAAUUCAUGGAGACCUGCGACUUUGAGAAGCUGGAUGGCCCAGAUUCCGAGUUCUGCCAAGGGGAUUUACAAGUUUUCUACCCAGAACUGGGGGACAUUGGCUGCACCUACAUUCCCAAGUGCCAUCAGUACAGGAAACGGAUCACCAAGGAGUGGAGAAACCCCGAGAUUAAAUAUCCACAAGCUGAGAAGAAUAAGAACUACGUGCUGAUUAUGGCUGAUCCAGACGCCCCGAGCAGAUCUGAUCCGAAGUUCCGCUUCUGGAGGCACUGGCUUGUCAUUGACAUAAAAGGCUCUGAUCUGAGGGCUGGACGUCUGAAAGGCCAUGUGCUAACAGACUACGUCCGCCCCACGCCUCCAUCCCGGAGUGGCUACCAUCGCUAUCAGUUCCGCCUGUAUGAACAGCCAGCUUAUGAGGCCAUCUCCCUCAGUCCAGAGGAAGCAGCAUCCUUGGGUUCCUGGCCACUGGAGCGGUUUGUUGAGCAGUUUCGACUUGGAUCCCCUGUGGCUUCGACCCAGUUCCUCACCCAGCACCACAAUGACUAGGAGCAGCGUCAAAGUGUGAGGCCAAACCCAGAGCCUCCCUGCUCACUGCUUGGCUUUAGUGGUGGUGAGCUCAUGUCUCCCGCAUCUCCCGCAAAGAGCUACACUCCCAAGGACCCCCGCUCAGCCUCUGUCUCAAGAAAGAAAUGCUCGUCCCAAUCCUAUUAGUAACACCUGGCCUUGACAUGACUGGGCCCUCCAGUCGGUUGCUUCCCAUUACAGCAGGGUCUUUCCUGGCCUAAACAUAGAGUAUUUCUUGCCUUAUAGUGUUUUUGCUGCUGCUCAUAGUUGCAAUCAAAAUAAAAGAGCUAGCACUGGCUUUAAUUGCA
Alligator mississippiensis (American alligator) is the source of this 992-nucleotide messenger RNA. It is a transcript of the gene PEBP4, whose product is annotated as phosphatidylethanolamine binding protein 4. NCBI's taxonomy places the organism in Eukaryota, Metazoa, Chordata, Crocodylia, Alligatoridae. The transcript is spliced from 7 exons. Bases 16 to 666 code for a protein of 216 amino acids. The record is from RefSeq and is a predicted model, not a curated record.